UAAUUAUUUGCAUCGAUUUAUUGUUCUAACCAAAGCCAGUUACUGUGACGUCACGGAGAGUAAGUGCACUUAACUGCACUUGCGAAAACAAUUGCACUGUGAGCUGCGGCGUUGAGAGGGAGAGCGGAGCAGAAAAAAGCUAAAAUGCAUCAUUGGAGCCAUUGGAACUGGAGCUGGACGCUGCUGGUUGUUUCGGCCCUGCUCCUGGCGGUGGCCAGCUCGGAGGAAUGCGGCCAGGAGGAGUUCAGCAAGUGCGCCGAACCACUUGAUAUGCUGCAUUUAACGUCGGAGUUUUCGAUUGGUCCUGCCAAGAAGGAGGACCUGGACAAACUUUGUCAUGAACUACGGAAGGGGGUGCGCUGCAUCCAGAGCUAUACCAGGCGGUGCAUGGACCUUCAGCAGCGGAAUCAGUUCAACAAGCUCUACCACGGCACCAACCAGUUCAUCCGUGACCUGUGCAACAAGGGCGAGUUCCAGGACGAGUACCUUAAGCACAUACCCUGCUCUGAGAUGGCCAAGAAGGAGUACGCGGUCUGCGCCAAUCGCUACAAGGAGACCAUGGUGUUCCUGAAGCCCAGCAAGAACCAGGAAAGUCAGGAGAACGGCACUCUCAACGAGAACAUCAAAACCAUUUGUUGCUCCAUUAAUGAGCUCGUGGAUUGCUCUGAAAACGCGGCCCGCAAAAUCUGCGGUAACGAGGCUGCCAAAUUCACCCGGGAACUGGUCGACAAAUACGCCAAUAGCCUGACCAAGAUCUACUGCGAGGACUUUACCCGCAAUCCGGGCAUCUGUCGGGACGGCGAGGGAAACGGUUCUAAUCGUUCGAUGCAGAGCAGUUUUGGCAUUUUGGUGGCCGGAACAGUACUCUCGCUGCUGGCCAGCAGAGGUACCAGAUAGAUGGCAUCCACACAGUCGAGUGGAACACGGCGCAAACCAGUCUUACCAAACGGAAAUUAACGAUGCUACUGAGAUGAGAAAAAAUGGAGAAAUAAUGGAAUAAUAGUUAAGGUUUCCCCCACACGUCACACCGAUGGAAUUCCACACGCAGUUGC
This is a messenger RNA of Drosophila bipectinata, 1052 nucleotides long. RefSeq lists its product as uncharacterized. The record is from RefSeq and is a predicted model, not a curated record. NCBI's taxonomy places the organism in Eukaryota, Metazoa, Arthropoda, Insecta, Diptera, Drosophilidae.